GUGUGUCACAUUGCAACUGAGGUGGCGCUUGAAUCAGUUUCUGUUCAACUUAAUUUUCGAUCAAACAUGGGCUGUUUUAUCGAUGUGGAAUUCGGAGUUCGGCCUCGACGCUUGUAUCGCCUUAAGAUUUCUUCCUUUUUAAAGUGCUCCUUUAGGAGCAAAAAUACAAUUUUCUAUUUUGUUAGUUUCGCCGCUUCCUACUAGAUGGUGCCACCAAUACCGUUUCCAAAGCGCGCCGCGGUAUAAAAUUAAAGAAUCCUUUAAAAAUACAACAAAUACACUAUUUAUAUUUUCAAAUGCUCCUUUUAUAUUUAAACACUCGAUAUUUAGCCGAUGUUUCCUUAACAUGAUUGAAUUUUCACGUUGAAACUGUGCAAAUUCUGUUCGCACGAAACAAAACCGAUCGAACCUUGUUAUUGUGGUCGCGAACAAUUGCGUUCGAUGUAUAUGAAGCAUCGUUGUCGAGCAUAAAGAAAAGUGGAACAUGUUUAUAAAGGGUUCGAAGUCGAGUAACCUCGUUUUAUGUUAGUACUAGUCGCUAGCGAACCGUUUACAAUUCCAGAACGAUAUUUCUUAUAUUAUAGAGUGCGCGCAGGAAACUGGCAGAUAGUCAAUCAUUAAGAGGGUAAUCGUUUGCCUUUGUGAUCCACUUUCCAAUUAGAUCGUAGAAAUGAUUAAUUUCGUUUCUAUAUUGGAAUGGCAAGGGAAAGUAAGGGUGAAGGAAAUAGUAUCUUCAUUUUUAUUCCUCAAAUAUAGAAGAUUAUUAAAAAUAGAUUAUACAAUAGCAUGGAAAUUAAGCAAAUAACGGAAUUAAGGUCGGUAAAUCAAGGUGUAUACGUGGAUCAUUUAUUACAUAAACUGUCCGUUGAUACACAUAAGUAACUCCAUCAUAUUUGCUAAAAGUGAAAGAGAAACUUUGUAACUGUUGCUCCACGUAUCAUUAGAUCGUAAAAUUAACAAAAAGUCUCGUUUACUCCACUUGUUCAAUAUCUAUCGGCAAAUGGAAAAGAUGGUCUAAGGCAUGAGGUAACUUUUUUGUAAAAGGCAAUAUUUUUCACAAAACACGGACAGCUUUGAUAGAGGCUGUAUAUCCGUGUCCGUAGACUUAGAUCGCAGGAAGUCACGCAUAUCAAAGCAGCUAUCAGUCAGUAAGAGGAACGAGGCGACGCGUUGUAGGAGGGGAGGCUUUCGAGUUAGGUGUCGAGGGUAGGGGCUAGGCCAGGCGUAUAGCAAGCAGAGAGUAACGCCGGUGGUGGUGGUGGCGUGGAGAGCCGGGCGAAAGGGAAAAUGGUCGGGCGAACACUUUUUUUCUCCCCCAUUUAGAGGCAGGUUUUUUGACACGGCGGUCGUUCGAUCGACUUCCAUUUGUCUCCGAGCAUUCCGUCGACAAAGGUCCGCGAAAACGCGCGUUUGCACCGGUGCAGUCGUAUCUCUUCGCGAAGAUGCAUCACGAUCGUUUCCACCUGACCUGAUCGAUUGCCCGUAUAAAACACCUCUGUUCAGUGAAUUUUCAAUCAAUUCUCGAGGACUCCUUCAACAGUUGCAUCUCUCGAAAGUUUCAACCUGUGAUUUUGUCAGCAUCAGUGUAAACGAUAAGAGGGUAUUUAGGAAGAGGACAACCCGCGCGACCAGGUGAACUGAAAUGAAACAUUGGAUCUGGCUCGUCUAAGAAGCUGCAAGAAUGGUGCGGAGAUUUUCGUGGUGCACGACGGUGGCAUUGGUGGUGCUACUUUUCGUCACAACCGAAGGUCUUCGUGAACGUAGCACUCAGGUCGAUGAUCAGAAAACCGCGAGUCGUGGUAGUCUGAGGUACAACACUAAGUCGUUGGAAGAAUCUACAACUGUAUCGUCGCUUUCGAGAUCGAGAUCGAGCCAAGACAGAAAAAAGUUCUCGAAUCUUGAAAGAUACCACGAAGAAACAACCCUGAGAUCUCCGAUCGAUUCAGAUUCGGUAUUCGACUCGAAUAAGCAUUCGAGAACCUCUUCGGAGGCAUCAGUGAAGAGAAGAAAUGGUAAAAGAUAUUCUCCAGAAAGGACGAAAUCAAAGGACAACGAGAAUGAGACGUCCAAAGUUAUUUCUCGAAGAGUAUCAAACGGGAGGGUCAGUGACCCUCCAGUUACCGAGAGGUUGGACAACAAAGGACCCUCGGUUUUCGCGAUAACCACCGAAUCGUCGAGAUCCAGGACCGGAAGGAAGAUCCAGACGACUUACUCGACGAAAGAUCUCAAGACGCAGAUACCUACCUCGAGGAGAUACAAUAAUAAGAAGGCGGAGAACACCGAGACGACUACAACCUCGUUUAGAAGAGAAGGAAGAGGUAGAUCUACGACGGAACGUAUUGAAAGAAGCACCAGGUCUGGCAGAUCGAAGGUAAAUAACAGGGAGAACAAUUAUAUUAGUCGCAAAGGUCAAGAAGCAGCUUUAUUCGAGUCCGAGAGUGUCAGGGUCGACAUUCCUUUAGCAGUGGAGGGAACAGAGAAUCCAUCUGCAGACAUUGUUACAACUAGUGGCUUUGGUGUUGUUUCUCAGAGAAGAUCAGACACAAAGGAGACACUCAGGAGUAACGCAAGGAUUGGAGUCGAAAGAUCGAAGGGUAGAGGUCGAUCAAACGAUUCUGAAGUUGCUGGGUCUUCGAGGAACAGUUCUCGAAGAGGAUCCUCCAAGUUCAACGACUUCUCGACCACGGAGGCUAACGAACAGAUCGUUAGCUCGCGGAAGAACACUGCCAGAGAUCGUUCAAAGGGUUUGGAAUCUAGAAAAAAUGCUGCCAGUGAAUCAAGAUCGAGAUCUAGGGGUAGAGGCUCUGAAAAUAAUGCGAGGAACGGUUCUAAUGGCGUUCUGGAGCGAGAUGCUAAACGCAAAGUAGUUGGAGAGAGAAAAUCUUUGGAUAGAAGGUCUAGGCUCUCCGAGACCACCCCCAGGUCCGGGGAAAAUAGGGGACAGGAUCAAGAUUCCAGGAGAUCCAGAAGCAGAGCCAGACCGGAUGCUACAACGAUUUUGACUACGGAUGUUACCACAACUAUUGCGCCAGAUACAACAGUUUUCACCGACGUAACCUCCGAGUCCGAAAUGACGAGCAUCACCAUGAGACCAGCGACUCCAAUUGCGAGCACCACGAGUUCAAGACCCGCCACAACCACCAGACCAUCCUCGAGCACAACCUCGACGACCGAGGGAUCAGGAAGAGGCAGAGGAAGAGGCAGAGGCAGUAGCCAAGGAAGAAAGCAGCAGAAGGAAGAUUUCUUUAAUCAUGGACUGGGAUUCAGGGGUAGAAAGCCUUCCCUUGAAGGAGCAUCGAACACUGGAGAGUCUAGAAAACCUUCUGCGCCGAAAAAUGAUUCCCAGUAUCAUGGAAAUUUUGGCUGGACUCUUAGAAGACGACCUCCUAACGCUAAUUAUUCUGAUAACCUCCCGAAGGCUAUUCCUCCCACAAGGGAUCAGACGAACGAAGUGAUUCCUUCGAAUGAGCUGUCGACCAGCACCGAAGUCGUAACAACGGUGGAAAGUUCCACGUCUACCAUGAGAAGAGGCUUCAAAAAGCUCCAGACUACCGAGGAAAGCACCACAGAGGCGGACGCGGCGACGAAGGGUUACAGAAGAGGUGGCAAAACAUUUGGACCUGGCAAGGCGAGCGACCACGAAGAGAGCGACAAUUAUCCUCCCGAGUUUAAGGCGAGAUUGACUCAGUUGAAGACUACGAAUACGAAAAUACCAGCCUCGAAAACUACCUCUAGAACGCCAUUGGAGGUGAAGAGAUCUUCGGCCGCACUGUUCGCCGAACGAUCGAGGAUGAAGCUGGAACUGGCUAGGAGGUUAGUGAAGCCAGAGUUGAACAUCGAGGAGAAUGAUCUCGACGCAACCACGGCCUCCUCUUUCAGCAAACCGAAGCCAACCGUGCUGUCAACGGUCGACGAGACGAGCAAGGUCACCAAAUUCGUUAAACCCUCCCAGACUUCUCGUAGAAGCUCCACGGAAAAGAGGUCCAAGGAAAACGAGAAAGCGUCGAAAGUUUCCGCAUCGGGGUCAACCGUCGAGGAUUCUUCCUCUAGACUGGCUAGACCGAACUCGAAGAAAGGACGAAUCAUCUCGGAGAGAAUGGUCACCUCGAUCUCGGUGGAGGAGAGGGCUGCCAUCGAAGACACCACGAAGCCAUACGCGUCCACCGUUCACUCCGUCGUCACCUCAGCCUCCGCGGAAGAGGGAUCAGCUACCACCAUCGACUCCACCAGGAUUCGCUUGUCCAAUUUUCGAAACGGAAAGAAAUCCAAGGAAGAGAACUCGACGAACAAGAGACGCAUAGAAAACCAUCACACCAUUACCACUUUCAAGCCGAAGAAACCUUAUGCCUAUCAACCACGCGGUACCAAAUUGCAAGAACAAUCUACUACCCCUGUACAGAGUCCCGUAGCGUCGUCUAAAAAGACCUAUGCCUCUCCAAAGUACAACGGAGGGCAAAGAAAGUCGCAGACCUCUCUGGAAGAGGAUGCUAAUCAAAGGAUCAAGUCAACCGGUGUUACCAAACCCACCUUCAGACCCCGUUACAGCAAAAGAACGAAGCAGAAGUCGAUCGAGGAUAAACCGACGGAUUUCGAAGCGACGAUUACCACGAAGGUACCCAUUGCUACCAGUAGAUACUCCAGGAAGAAGGCUGUAGUGAAGGCUACAGAGGCUAAGUCGAAAGCCACCACGGAAGGAACAGCAACGCAGACGAAGAAGCUGGAGUUUCGACCUAGAACCGCGACCUAUAGAAGGCACUCCGAUGUUCCCACGACCUUGGUAGAAGUCAGUACCAAGGUCGAUGGUACCAGAGUCGCCAUCACUCCCAGAUCCACCAAGUUCUCCGCGACGUUGAAGCCGACAGAGAGCACCCGAUCGGUAGCGCAGGAACCGCAGAUGAACCUGAAGAUCGCGAACGAUACGACGCAAGAUGGAUCCGGUAUUACAGGCAGCAGCAAUGGCGACAGCGGCAACACGAAUAUCUUCAGUCCGACCAGAAGCACCAUUCUAACCGGGAACAACACGCUGUUGGAACAACUCCGAAGCACGGUCGCUCCGCUUCUCAACUCGCUCGGUAACAAGACUCCUGUGUUCUCUGGAUCAUACAGCAACGUUAACAAUGCGAACUCACCUCCCAGAAUCACGCCAAAUGGAUCGCCGCCACGAUUUAGCGCGAGAUACAAAGGUGCGGAAUUGUUUGUCAGGAAACAAAAUAAUGUUUAUCAGCCCACUGUGCCAUCGAUCACUAGCUCCUCCACUACACCAGCCACAACUGUAGAGAACUCUGGCUCGGCACCGCCUAUCGAUGUCUCGAGUCCUGGCGAACCAAGGUUGUUGACUCUUUAUCAGGCGUUGGAAUCGGCCAACAUCAGGAACGAACAAUUACAGGGGAACGCGAGCGAACAAGCCGACAGGGUUCUCCAGGUAGACUCUAACGCCACUGUCGCUAACGACAUCAGCAGUAAUUCUAACAAUGACACCACAAGCCCCUCCGUAGCGACCACCAGCCCACAGACCCCAGACACCAUCGCGAACACUACUCUGACCCCGAGAUUAUCCGAGGAUACGGAGAACACCACCCCCGCGGUUACCACAGGAGCCCCUGAAACCCCUGCGACCACCGAACAAGUCACCACAAUUACCGAACAAUCCACUAGCACCGAACAAGCUUCCAUCAGCACAGAAUCGUCCUCCAGUACCGAGCAAGCCUCCAUGAACGCUGAUUUGAUGUCUCUCACUGAGCAAACCAGCACGGAUGCAACCACCACGACAGGAGGCUUGGAAAGGAGUCAGGUAUCCUCGAUGAUGACUACCAUGGAGGCUUCUACGACGGCAGCCUCCACGGCUGAUGGAAGCACACCAGGGGCGACCGAAGUCGCAUCUACCACUCAAACGGGGCAAAGUACGAUGGAGACUACCACUGUAGCUGCUGUUAGCGACGCUGCGAUUAUGAAUACGUCUGAAAAUCCAGAGAGCAAUACCAUACCUUUGUCUGAAACGACAGCCACUCAGUCGGUUGAUUUAAGUUCCACUGAUAUUCCUACGACUGAGGCGAUUUCUAAUAAUAUGGUCGACGCGGAAACGACCACAGUAGUACCUACUACCACGUUUCGACCUAGAUUGAUAGAUUUAGCGCAGGAUAUUCUGUCUCGUUUGCAAGCGUCUCUGAACGCGACCACGCAGUCCAGUCUAGACUCCACGACCACACCUCCUACGACUGAGAUAUCGAACGCGAUACCAGAUUCGAAUAGUACCCUGGAGAGUCUGUCGCAGUUGAACGGAAUAGGAACACCUGGGCCAGGAGAAUUCUCAACUACCGGUGAAACUACCACCCCCAGUGCAGUAGGUUCAGUCCCUACUACGUCAUCUGCCACCACAACCGACCCGUCCAACUCAAUGGUAUCUACCCAAGAAGCCAACACAUUGGACGAAUCAAGUCCAGUCACAACUACCACACCAGUAACACAACAAGAUUCUCAAACAGUUUCGAACACUGAUUCAACCACUGUAGGCGACUCGAACAGUUCCUCCAGCCCUCUGUUAGACGUUGAAGUAACCACCGGCUCGACGAUUACCACCACGAACGAUACUUUACUGACUGAAUUAAUGUCCAUCGCCAAGACGCUCUUUUCGGAAGAGAUAAACGACACCGAGACACCGGUUAUCGUCCAAACUACCACCGUUGUUUCUGACGUAGAAAACUUAACGGGAAACGAGGUUGACCCAUUGUCGAAUGACACGUUAGGCGCAAUUCAAGCCAUAGAAUCGUCGUCGAUUUCGCCAGAUGUCACGACAGAAAUUGUACAGUCAACACCAACCACUGUAGCUAUGUCAGACACUUCCACUGUUUCGGUCGAUCCCUCGCAGAACGAGGUGGACUCAACAGAUCCCACCGUGACCGUAUCGUCUUCGGAAAGCUCGACAGACACACCCAGUACAACCCCUGAGAGUAACGUGUUCGACAACCAGGUGGAUAUCGCGCAAACGAACGACGCCACUACGUUAGGAACACCCCUCGCCGAGAACGUAGAGUCGACCACCACCCCCUCGGUCACGACAGACAACGAACGAACGACCCUCUCGAAUGACGUGUCGUCUAGGCUCGAAACUGGCCUCGACACGACGACUCAAUCACCGACAACCACGCAAAGUUCAGAGACGACAGUCGCACUCACAGUUAAUUUCGAAUUAACCACUAACACGUUCGAUUUGACAACGCCUGGUACGAUAACUACAAGCCCUCCCAAAACGGCUUCUGAACAAAUUACUGAGAACGUCACGGAAACCAUGAUGCCAUUAACCAAUCUCACGACUGUAACACCAGAGCUUGCGACCGACACUAGCACUAAUCAACCUGAAGCAAUUACGAUUCCUGAAACAACCCUAUCCACUGUAAAUACGAUCACUACCACACCGUUAGCACUGCCUGAAAUGAUAGUUGAGCAAACUACCAUGGUGUCCACUCCAGAGUCGAUCCAAAGUGUAACCGACGUAACAACCACGUCACCAGUCACAACCACAACCCGAUUGGACGUUAAUUCGAUGGAUGACACAGAGGUUACUACUAACCAGACCCCCACAAUGGAAACCACUACUAAUACGCCCAGCGAAACAACAAACAUCCCCCAAACGACCCCAAGCCUCGAGAACGAAACUCCAACUGUUGUUGACCCUUUCCAGGAUACGACGUCAGCAACCGCCCAAGGGACGGCAGGUUCAGGAAUGGGCCAAACGACCGAAAUCACCACUCCCAUGACCAUCCUACCUUCGACCCCUCCGUCCUCGCAAUCCUCCACUUCGCCCUCUCUCAUGUCAACCACUUCAUCUUCGGUCGAGACUACGACUACGACCGCGACGAUGACUACGACGACCCAGACUACGACGAAAAUCGGACGCAUUCCCGAGCAGUUGUCAACGACACAGUCGACCAGCAUGGGUGUCGUCACUGUCACGCCGAUGCCCGAGACGACACUUCCAACCAUGGUGACUAAUGCCAAUAUAGAGGAGAAUCUUGUUUCCACCGAAGCUGGGACGACGAUGCAACCCUUAAGUACAAGAAUAGACGGUGGGCAGGGUGCCAUGAACGAGUCUACGACUGCUAUUCCUACGACUGCUACCGAAGCAACGACCAUGUCGAUGCCAACAACUCCUGGAAGUUCAACGACCACCGCGCCACCUAGUCCAAUUUCUCAGCCUCCCACGACGUCGUACAGUGGUCGAUUCGGGGGAUCCAGGCUGACGCCUGCCCCUCGGUUCAGCCCCAGCUCCAGCACCAGAGCUCCUCUACGAGACUACCUGGUCUACGGGAUAUAUCCGAAUAAAACGAUCGUUAGGAAACGACCAGAGGACAACCUGAUCGACGCGAGGAACGUGGACAGCCCGUACGUGAUAUUCGGUAUCUUCCCGGAUGGCAGGCUGGUCCGGAAAUUCCCGAACGGAACGAUUAUACCGGAUCCACCUAGGAGCCCCGUCGAGGUUGUGUUCUCACUUAGCACUACCACUACCACUAACAGGCCACCACCCAGACCGUAUUAUAACCAGGCUAACCAAGGCGUUUACAAUCAGUAUCAAGGCCCGGUGUACAGUAAUAUUCGUAGACCUGAGCCGAUGAGAAUCGUCCAAAGUCCCGGCACCGUUGACCUCGGCCUUACUGGUAACGCGAUCGUCGGCCCCAAUGGAGGUGGACCCGGUUUCACGGGGCCACUUGGUACCCCUGCUAGCCUCCCGAGCACCAACGAAAUGAGCAAUGCCCUGGUAAAUACGCAAAUGGGGACAGCGUCGGUAACGCCGAUAGUAAGUACCGGUCGACCGGCGACCGAUUCGCAGGGCGGUCGUAUCGUCCAGGAUCGAGAGAGGGACGAGGCCACCAGGACGAAAGAGGUCGGAGGUCAACGCAGCUCCGUGUACAUCGGACAGGACAAGUUCGUCAAUUAUUGGACCGACGGCGCCUCUACCACUAACCCCCGUGUGCUGAGCGUGAAUAUAAACUCGGUGGCUACUGCCGCGAACGAGGGUCCAGCGCCAUCCGUACCGUCUUUCGAAAAUCUAUUGAACAAUCAGCAGGGAGGAGGUCGAGUCACAGCACCGCCUGGAUUCCCAUGGAGGGAUCCAUUGGAUCAAAUUUUCGGUAUUACUACCUCCUCGCCGAUAAUAACAGCUUCAGUUGCAUCGAACUCGCUGGAUGAUUCGGCAGAAUCAGGUAAUCCAGCUCUACCGCGACCGAUCAAUCCGUUUGUCGAAGUCUUCACACCGUUUUCCAACACGAUUGGUAUGCCAGGAAGCAAUGCAGGAGGUACCUCUGUUACUGGAGCAGUUCCUAGCACAACAGCAACAAUUCCUACUACCCCUAGUACUACUACUGUGUCUACAACAACUACUACCAUGGCACCAACUACUACUACUAUGGCACCAACAACUACAACUACCACUACAGCAGCACCAACAACAACAACUACUACAAUGGCUCCAACUACACCUUCACAGGCUACGUCAACUGGACAAGCUGCAAAUAUUGGACCACAAGGAACAAUACCACCAACUCCUACAAGCACGUCUGUUCCUCUUCCAUCAACGACUCCGUUGAAUAUACCAGCAAAUUUGUUGACAAAUAUGCAACAGCAAAACGCAUUUGGAACCUCGGUCAAUGAUUUGGUGUUCUUGAAUUCAUUGUUGCAGAGUAAUUCGCCAAGUUCCACGACGAAAACGCUGACGCAAGUUGAACAGCUGUUGGCUAACAAGAUUUUAUCUCUGGCACUGAAUGGCCCUAACCCUGGACCAACUCGAGCGCCAAAGGCCAUCAACUACGAGAACGCUUCUCCAAAUUCGGUUUUCCAAUCUCCAAAGCCAUCUUACGAGCCAAUAGUGAUCGAUUUAUCCCCCUCGUCGACAGCAAAGACACCCGCGUGGAAAUCAUUAGAGCAAACUAGUCAAAGACCAUCACCGAGUAGUUCGACACCGACACAGAUCACGUGGAAUCCGGUCACAACCACCACCUCCAAAAGAGACAUCAUAACAAGCACGAUAUCCUCUUCCACAACAGAUAAAACGACACUGAUAAGCACGACUAAAGCUCCUGUAACUGUUUCAAGUAAACCAGUGACCACUCCUCGACCCAGAACCACCACCGAGGCGCCAUUAGGCUUCGCUGGUCUUCUGUGGCAGACUCUUCUGGGUGGAGGAGGACUGUUCGGUCCUUCAACGACCCAGAGACCCGUCAAAUCUAAACCGGUGAAAACUGUAACUAAAUCUGUGAACAUCACGCCGAAACCACCUCAGACCACCCCAAGACCGGAAACAACCACAGUUCGUACUACUACGACCGUUAAAUCCGUUGAUAUUUCCAAGAUCUACGUGAACACUCCAAAUUCGAUCAUAGAGGGCGAGAAAAAGGCGACUACACCUCCUUCGUUGUCCACGACAAAAAAAUCCUUGCUGAACAAUCCUAAACCGAAAUUGCCUAACGUUGCUACAUCCACGUAUUCCCCUGAAGAGGAUACCAAGUUCCUGCUUUCGCUCCUGCAGGCUGUUCAACGGGAAGAGAAAGCGAGUGGUUCGAAAAAAUCACCGAGUGUAUCGCAGGACGAUGAAGCUUUCUUAAGAGCGAUUUUAAGCGGACGACCUCUUACAACUACUCCUGCUCCACAGACGGAAAUCAGCAAUGCUGCCCUUUUGGCUGCAUUGUUAAAGGCUCAAGGUAUAGAACCGGAAACGCCUGCUACCAACAUCAGAGAGCAACUGCAGUUGGCUAGCCUCGGGCUGAGCGUCACCUCUGCUCCGACCGCAUCCCCGGCUACCACUGAGUCUACGACAAUUACAACAAGGCCGACUUCGACUGCAACUCGACCUACGGAUACCACGAAAAACACGCUGACACCGAGACCAACCUCAAGACCAAGGAUACGCACAACAACGUGGUCGCCGAGCUCCACGUAUCCACCUCCUCUCUUUAGCUCCUUCUCCAAUUACGCUACACCGGUACAGUCGGCCGCCGCUGACAAUUCUGAAAAUCGGGCGUUGUUUGGUGCUACCAGGGCGUUCAGUCAAUUUCUUGGUGCUGCAUUAAGCGGAGCGGCACAACAAUUGCAAUCCUUAGUGAGGAAUGGUACUAGGAUCGUUUCCGAAGUAGUUGGAUAAAAUUAGCAGAAAAUAAUGAAAAUUGACCCGUAGAAUAAAAAUGAAAUUUGGCAGGAGUGAAAAUCUGUUACUUCGAAGGAGCUGGUGGUAGCGAUGCUUCGACUAAGUAUUCCUUUAGAUUAUUCAUUAAAACUCUGAGAUUUUUAACAAAUUUAAUCGACAAGUUAUCGAUGUUGAUGAGAAACUUCUCGAAAUUUUCUCCUCUUUUUUUUAUGUAUAGAUUCGUAGAAUUACGUGUAAUAGCUGUUGGGUGAUUACGUGUUCUAUUUUUAAUCAAUUUAGGUGAUAAAGAGAGCAAUGACGAAACUAUUGAAAAAAGAGUAUCGGCUGGACGCCUUGCAAACGUUUCUCAGGUAGGAGCGGGCGACGGCUCGUACCUCUUUGAAACAUUUGUAACGUUGGUCGCAAUUAAGGUAAUUAAUCGAGGACGACGCGGCUCGUCACGACUCUCUGGACAGUGACGAUCCGUGGUGUCCCGUGCGAAAGAGGGCGGUUUCAGGCCCACCCACAAUGAUUGAUUCGACGACCUCUCGUCGGCUGCAAGAAGCUGGUAAUUUAUGAAACAGGGAGAGAAUGAGAAAGAAUGCGUGCAUAGGUGAAUGUGUGUAGAGAAAGACAUGGUUCAAAGGGUGGAUAGCGAACGCGUCAAGGGAGUAUUCUGUACAGUUAUAUAUUUUUUUUCUUUUUUAUAUGAUAAAACUGGAAACGUGCAUAAUUGCACGAUUCUUGGGUCUUGUUUAUCUCCUUCGAGGAAAAUCAGCUUAGCUGUUACGUUAUUGUUGACUUUUGUUUUACGAAACUGUGUCUCGAUUCUUUUGUAAAUCCGUUUUUAUUUUUUAAUCGUGGGAUCGACCAAAUGUCCUUUGUAAACGAACGAUAAAUAAACAUAUCGGGAAAUGUAGACCCAGGAAAUAGUUGUGUCUCCUUUAGGUUAAAUCCUUUUUUCAUUCACCAUUCGAGAAGGGAUCGAGGAGAAAAAAAAUAAAACACUAGAUGGUUAAAUUGUACGCGACUUCUUUCUCGUUUUCUUCCUUUUUCUCUUGUAUACCUCGCAUUCCCCUUUCCCGCAAGAACAACCGUGAAGAUCGGUCCGGAAUAUGAAUCAUUCGCUGUGUCGUAUUUAACAGUCAUUAGGGACAGAUGACUAGACACGAUGUAAAGUUGAAAGUGACGCACCAACAGAAAUAAUAAAUAAUUCCUAAGGAUUACAUCGUGUAAUUACAAAAGCAUUUACAAAGA
Molecule: messenger RNA, 12370 nt
Organism: Osmia bicornis bicornis
Lineage: Eukaryota; Metazoa; Arthropoda; Insecta; Hymenoptera; Megachilidae
Product: mucin-19-like
Exons: 17
Coding region: 1682-11131 (3149 amino acids)
Source: RefSeq, a predicted model, not a curated record